Molecule: messenger RNA, 5075 nt
Organism: Brienomyrus brachyistius
Lineage: Eukaryota; Metazoa; Chordata; Actinopteri; Osteoglossiformes; Mormyridae
Product: NACHT, LRR and PYD domains-containing protein 3-like
Exons: 12
Coding region: 168-4049 (1293 amino acids)
Molecular function (GO): protein binding
Source: RefSeq, a predicted model, not a curated record
AUAUGAAGCUGAUAUAACGACUUCCUGACUGUAAAUGAAAGUGAAAGCGAUUUAAACCUGGAGUUGCCAUUUUGUCAGAAAACAAGAAUAUGAUUCGGGAAAAAUAAAAAGAUAUUUUUAUUGCCAGAGGCCCCAGCAGAAAUCAACUGGUCUGGAUCAGCACAAAAAUGGGAAAGAAGAGAGGAAAAAGAAGAGCUGCUUCUGAAAUGCGCCCCCCUGUGGGGUGUAACAGAAAGAGCCCUGAGAGUGUCCUGAUGGAGAGAGCAGACUCCCCUGUACCCAGCUGUGUUUCCCUGAAGAGUGACAGGUCAAUGCAGCAACCACUCGCCUUCAGAGAGGGACCUUUUCCUACAGAUCAAAGAGACCAAAUGGAAGAAUGCAGUUCAGAUCUACAUGAUAAAUCGGGUUUAUCAUCCAUAUUGAAGUCACUAGAGGAAAAAGCCAUGAAGUUCCUAAACAUCGACGAGCUGAAGACGUUUGUGAGGUACCUAUAUCAGAAUUACCCGGAAUGCUCUGAGCCUCAGCUGGAGGAGGAUAAUGACCUGGACCGUGAUGGUCAGAUGCAGAAGACCAGUGUUAGAGAGGUAGCUCUGAAGAUCACACUGUACAUCCUGAGGACCAUGAAGCAAAAUGAUCUUGCUGACAUGCUGGACAAGAGACAGCUCAUGCUGCAAUAUCAGCAGAAAAUCAAAUGUAAACUUAAGAAGCAAUUUGAGUGUGUAUUUGAAGGGAAAGCUAAGGAAGGACAGCCAACACUUCUCAGUGAGAUUUACACAGAACUCUACAUAACUGAAGGUGGGACUGGAGCAGUAAAUGAGGAACACGAAGUAAGACAGAUUGAAAUAGCAUCCAAGAAAAGGCGAACAGAAGAUACUACAGUCAAGUGCAAUGAUAUAUUUAAACCCUUAUAUGGGCGUGUGACACCUAUCAGAACUGUACUCACUAAAGGGGUGGCAGGUAUCGGGAAAACAGUCUCUGUGCAGAAAUUUAUUCUCGACUGGGCAGAAGGAAAAGCAAACCAGGAUGUUCACUUCAUAUUUGCUCUUCCUUUCCGGGACCUGAAUUUGAUUAAGGGUGAAUACAGUCUGAUUGAACUGCUUCACCACUUUGUCCCAGAUCUGAAAUCACUUCAGUCCACUGAACCGUUUAGGAACAAAGUCUUGUUCAUCUUUGAUGGCCUGGAUGAGUGUCGCCUUCCUCUGGAUUUUCAGAACAAUGAGAGCUGGUUUGAUGUAACAAAGAAAACGUCACUGGAUGUGCUGUUGACUAACCUCAUUAAGGGGAAUCUGCUCCCAUCCGCUCUCCUCUGGAUAACCUCCCGGCCAGCAGCAGCCAAUCAGAUACCUGCUAAGUGUGUCCACCAGGUGACAGAGAUACGAGGGUUUAGUGAUACCCAGAAGGAGGAGUAUUUCAAGAAGAGAUUUAAUGAUCAGAGCCUGGCCAGCAGGAUUAUCACACAUGUGAAAUCAUCAAGAAGCCUCUUCAUCAUGUGCCACAUACCUGUGUUCUGCUGGAUUUCAGCCACUGUGCUUAAGACGUUUUUUAGUGAGACUGACAAGAGAGAAAUUCCAAGGACUCUGACUGAAAUGUACACACACUUCCUGAUCUUUCAGACAAGUUUAAAAAAUGACAAGUAUAUGAAAAACCAUGAAACUAACCUUAAGGAAUACAGCAAGGAAUUCCUUUUAAAACUUGGUAAACUUGCUUUUGACAACCUUGAGAAAGGCAAUCUCAUAUUUUAUGAACAAGAUCUGUCAGAGAAUGGCAUUGAUGUCACUGAAACUUCAGUUUACUCUGGAGUCUGCACAGAAGUCUUUAAAGAGGAGUAUGGGUUGUACCAGGAGAAGGUGUACUGCUUUGUGCAUCUGAGCAUCCAGGAGUAUCUUGCUGCUUUAUAUGAGUUUCUGUCAAACUCAUCAGCUGACCUGCUGAAGACUGCAGUGGAUCAGGCAUUAGAGAGCAAGAAUGGACACUUGGACCUCUACCUCCGCUUCCUCCUGGGCCUCUCAACAGACUCCAGUAAGACUCUGUUACAAAAGCUACUGGGGCCAACAGGAAUCAGCUCACAUACCAUUAUGGAAACAGCCCAAUACAUCCAUCCAUCCAUUUUCCAAACUCUUCAUCCGUUAGGGUCACGGGGAGUCCAGAGCCUAUCCCAGAAGCAAUGGGCACGAGGCAGGGAACAACCCAGGACGGGGGGCCAGCCCAUCACAGCUGCCCAAUACAUCCAUCCAUCCAUUUUCCAAACUCUUCAUCCGUUAGGGUCACGGGGAGUCCAGAGUCUAUCCCAGAAGCAAUGGGCACGAGGCAGGGAACAACCCAGGACGGGGGGCCAGCCCAUCACAGCUGCCCAAUACAUCCAUCCAUCCAUUUUCCAAACUCUUCAUCCGUUAGGGUCACGGGGCGUUCAGAGCCUAUCCCAGAAGCAAUGGACACGAGGCAGGGAACAACCCAGGACGGGGGGCCAGCCCAUCACAGCUGCCCAAUACAUCAAGGAGAAAAUAAAGAAGAAUUUAUCUCCAGAAAGGACCAUCAACCUGUUCCAUUGUCUGAAUGAACUUGGUGACAAUUCUCUAGUAGAGGAAGUACAAAGACACCUGAAUUCAGGAAACAUUUCAGCAGAUGACCUCUCACCUGCACAGUACUCAGCUCUGGCCUUUGUGAUGCUGAUGUCAGAUGAGGAUCUGCAUGUGUUUGAUCUGAAGAAAUACAUCAGAUCGGAUAAACAGCACUGCAGGCUGCUGCCUGUGGUCAAGAACUCCAGGACGGCUCUGCUGAAGAGCUGUGAUCUCAUAGAUAAACACUGUGAAGUGCUGUCUUCAGCUCUCAGAUCAAACUCUUCCCCCCUGAGAGAGCUGAACCUGAGUGACAAUAACCUGAAGGAUUCAGGAGUGAAGCUGCUCUCUGUUGCACUGGGGAAUUUACACUGUAAACUGGAGAUAUUGAGGCUGUCAGACUGUAGAGUCACAGAAGAAGGCUGUUCUUCCCUGGCUUCAGCUCUGAGGUCAAACCCCUCACACCUGAGAGAGCUGGACCUGAGCUACAAUCACCCAGGAGAUUCAGAAGUGAAGCUGCUCUCUGCUGUACUGGAGGAUCCCAGCUGUAAACUGGAGAAGCUGCAGGUGGGCCAGUGCAAACUCACAGAGAAAUGCUGUGAGGCAUUGGCUUCAGCUCUCAGAUCAAACUCCUCAUCCCUGAGAGAGCUGGACCUGAGUGACAAUGACCUGCAGGACUCGGGAAUGAAGCUGCUCUCUGCUGGACUGGGGGACUUACACUGUAAACUGGAGAUACUGAGGUUGUCAGGCUGUAGAGUCACAAAAGAAGGCUGUUCUUCCCUGGCUUCAGCUCUGAGGUCAAACCCCUCACACCUGAGAGAACUGGAUCUGAGCUACAAUCACCCAGGAGACUCAGGAGUGAAGCUGCUCUCUGCUGUACUGGAGGAUCCCAGCUGUAAACUGGAGAAGCUGAAUGUGGAUCACGGUGGAGAGUGCAGGACCAGACCAGGCUUACAGAAAUACUCCUGCCAAUUGAUGCUGGACCCCAACACAGCAAACAGACUCCUGACUCUGUCAGGGGGGAACAGGAAGGUGACAGGGGGGGCAGAGCAGCCAUAUCCUGAUCAUCCAGAGAGAUUUGACAGCUGGAACCAAGUUCUGUGCAGAGAGAGUCUGACUGGCCGCUGUUACUGGGAGGCUGAGUGGGAUGGAGUUGCAGUCCUGAUAGGAGUGACUUAUAAAGGGAUCGGGAGGAAAGGAUGGAGUGACUGUUGGCUUGGAUACAAUGACAAGUCAUGGAGUCUGUACUGUGAUACUGACAGUUACUCUGUCUGGCACAAUAAUAAAGAGACUCUCAUACCCAUAGAGCCCUCAGGCUCCUGCAGAGUAGGAGUGUAUCUGGACUGGGGGGCUGGUGCUCUGUCCUUCUACAGAGUCUCCUCUGAUGGACUGACCCCCCUGCACAGAUUCACCUCCUCAUUCACUGAGUCCCUCUGUCCAGGGUUUGGGGUUUUUAACUCCUCAGUGUCUGUGAUGGCUCCAGCCACACAGUAAGACCUGGGGUUAGUAUUUGUGUAUGGUUUCUGCAUUAUAGCUAAGACCUAUGAAUUAUUGUAUUGUCUUUGGGAUUAGGUGUAGUGUAUGUGGGUAUAUAUUAUUGUAGGGUUGUGUGUGUGUGUGUGUGUGUGUGUGUGUGUAGUGAUUGUUUAAUCUUUUGGGUUGUAAUUACUUUGCUUGUGGGGGAUGGUCUUAUUCAGUAUAAAGGUGUGGCUUAAAGGACAACCCCUGGAAUUGGCACGAACCAUGUGCUGCCAUGGCAAGAGGGGGAAUUGGGGGUUUAGUUCUAUUUUGCAUUGGUUAGUUAUAUGUAGUGCUCAUUUGGUUUAUCCCUUUUGUGUGUGAAUUGGUUUGGCCAAACCGGUAUAUAUGUUCCCUCAUGUUUCCUUAUAGAGAAGGUCAGUUUUGCUUCAAUUACUGUUUUGCUUUGUAAGGUUAUGUUUCGUUGACCUCUUUUAUGGGCCCAAUAAUUAAGGUUUUGAGUUUGUUAUUGUUUGUAUUUUGGGGGUCAAUAAAGCCCUAUUUCUGUGUUUUGUCGCCUUACUGCUUGGUCCCUCACAGUGUCACUGUGACGUGUUGCUGGUUCUCCUGGCAAAAAGGUAAAAUCUCUGCUUUUUAACCUUUUUAUAAUCCUUUUUACUUUUGAAAUGUACAAUACUGUGCAAAAGUCUUAGGCAGGCAAAGAAAAUGAUGUUUAGAUUAUCCUCCUGUUGGUGUAAAACUAUGAUAUGAUGCCUGUCAAAGUGUGUCAGCUUCGCCAUUUCAGAACCUCUGCUAAAAUCAUCCUAGUAUUUGCAGCGACCGUCCAGUGCAGCCAUGUAUUUUUUGACUUGGCCACUAGCAGACCUCAUACAGCUAGUCAAUCUCUCACUGACUUUUUAAACUUAUAUAUUUAAUUAUUUAAUUGAUUGGGGGGGGGCUUUCCCUCUCCCCUGUAUAUGUACAGUUUAUAUAUUUAUGUCUAUUUACUGUACUUCCUCCCUGUACAGUGACAAUAAAGGCUUUCUGUUCUGUCCUAUUAAU